Messenger RNA from Cuscuta campestris, 1125 nucleotides. NCBI's taxonomy places the organism in Eukaryota, Viridiplantae, Streptophyta, Magnoliopsida, Solanales, Convolvulaceae. The record is from the annotation of a GenBank genome assembly.
UAUUCUCUAUGUAUUAAUGGUGAGACUCAUGGCCAUUUCAAAGGGGAAAAAGGGAUUAGACAGGGGGACCCCAUAUCUCCUCUAAUAUUUGUUCUAGUUAUGGAAUAUCUUACUAGACUGUUGCAAGAAAUGGCAAGCCAAGGAAGAUUCAAAUACCACCCAAUGUGUGCAGAAAUGAAGAUCAUUAGCCUGAUGGUUGCAGACGACCUAAUAGUGGUAUGUAAGGGGGAUGAAGGUUCUAUCCAGUGUAUUAUGAAAGCACUAGAGAAAUUCAAGGAGACGACUGGACUGCAAAUCAAUCCAAACAAAUCCCAAGUGGUUUUUGGAGGGGUCAAACCACAGCAACAGGAAAGCCUACUCAAGUUAACUGGAAUGGGCAGAGGCAAAUUACCUUUCACUUAUCUUGGUAGCCCAGUCACUACUUCUCGCCUUAAAUCCUCAGAUUGUGACAGAUUAGUAGCCAAGCUAACUGCCAAGAUCAAUGCGUGGAACUCUAAGCAUUUCUCCUACAGUGCAAAGGUUAGACUUAUUAAUGCCAUGCUUAUGGGGGUCAUCACUUUCUGGACCAGAAUCUUUAUUCUGCCCAAAAUGGUACUUAAGAAGAUUAUGAGCAUAUGCAGAAACUUUUUAUGGGGUGGGGCAGCAGAUUACUCCAAAUCUCCCCUUGUUAGUUGGGAUAUCAUAUGCCAACCUAAGAGCAAAGGGGGUCUUGGGCUGAGAAACAUCAUUAACUGGAACAAAGCAACCAUUAUGAAAUUAAACUGGGACAUUGCUAACAAGGAGAACGUGCUUUGGGUCAAAUGGAUACAUUCCAGGUAUAUUCAAUCUGCUAGCUACUGGGAUUAUAUCCCUAAGCCCAGCUCUUGCCAUUACUGGAGACAAAUGGUAAGGGUGAGGGAUAAAUUUAGGGAAAUGCAGCUAGUUGGGGAGUUUGAGGUGAAAAAAGGCUAUGAGUGGCUUCAGGGUGAUCUCCAGAGGGUUGGAUGGGCUAACUGGGUGUGGAACAAAGCAACCCCUCCCAAAGUACAGUUUAUAUUCUGACUAUUAAUGCGAGACAAACUUUUAACCAAGAUUAGAAUGGCUAAAUGGUGCUCUACUAACACUGACUGUGUACUAUGUGGGGGU